Messenger RNA from Colletotrichum scovillei, 2016 nucleotides. RefSeq lists its product as uncharacterized. Bases 543 to 2003 code for a protein of 486 amino acids. The record is from RefSeq and is a predicted model, not a curated record. The transcript has a single exon. Lineage: Eukaryota; Fungi; Ascomycota; Sordariomycetes; Glomerellales; Glomerellaceae.
GAAGGUUUCAACCGGGACUCGGGUCUCAUGCUGCCCCCACACAAUAUCGAGUUCCCCUGGCUAAAAGACAGCGGACGAGUGAUCACGACAGACGUCAACGGUGCUGCGGACGAGCCAGGUUGGUCCCUCUGACCACUGGGUCAAAAGUGCCCCUAAUCCCGCAGUGGCCGAGCCUCCGGGUCCUGUCUCCUUUGGGCCCCGAGGAGGAGAACUGGAGCUCAAGGAUCUUUAUCAAUACCAAGGUCCAAGUGAACCGUGCCAUCUCCAGCGGCGCGCUGUCGUUCGAACUUGUCCCCUUUCAAGUAGUGUUGUCCCCCAUCCCCUCCUCCACAGUUACCUAAAAAUCUUCCUCAUCCCGAAAUCCACCGCUUUUGAACCCCGAUAUACCGCCCGGUGAACGCAUUGAACGUGUUGGACAUAUCGAAAAGGAAACCAAUGUUGAGAACGGAUUCGGCCAAGGCGUUGCCCUGCUAGAGAAAACAAACAAGAAAAACAAACACGAUUUCCGACGCGAUCGUGCGUCGAGCGAUCACGGAGCGAAGAUGUCUCCGAGGCAUCGAAAUCGAAUCAUCCCGACUUCUUCGACGAUACUCAUUUCAUAUCUCGCGUCGAUAACUCAUGCCACAUUCACCAAUGACUUCUCAGCGUACCCAGAAGCAGCGAGAUCAUGUCUUGACUCAGCCGCUGCAGCGUCCGGGUGUACCGGUGACACGGUGACGGAGAUGAACACAUGUCUGUGCGGGAAUGGCGGGAACUUUGUGCUGGCGACGUCAAAAUGCGUGAAAAAAGAGGCAAAAGACAAACUUGACGAUGUUUACGAGAUGCUUCUGACCUCUUGCACGGAUUCAAAAACGCCAUUGGGCAUUUCGCAGGCACAAUUCCUAGACCCCGAAGACGACGACGAAACCAAGUCAACAGCCUCUUCUUCAUCUACUUCACAAAGCAGCACAACACUGUAUACCUUCACGACCGCACCACCGACCGAAAUACUAGCAUCUUCAACAACAUCGACAACGACAUCCCUCACAACGUACAAGAGCGUUGCGCCAGGAGGAGUCACAGUUACGGUGACGAGGGGAGUUGAGACAGUGUCGACUGGGACAGCGAGUGGAAAGCAAGGAAGCAACGCCGAGGGGGACCAAGCUACCACCGGUGAUGAGGGACCUAGCCACACUGCUCUUGCGGCAGGACUUGCAGGAGGGCUAGCAAUUCUACUAGGCGUGCUGGCGUUCUUCUGCUACAGGCGGCGGAAGCAACGCAAGGAGAGAAAGGGGCAAGUCGGAGCCGGUGGAAAAUUCGCAGCCUUAUCUAGUGCGACUAGUCUCACCACAAUGUCGGCUUCACCACCGCAAGGGCAGGCAACGACGGCAUAUCACGGCGUGAACGACCGACGACCCGAUACGGCAAACACGAUGAACAUGGCAGUGGGCACUCCAGGAUGGAACCGUCAGCAACAAGGGCCACAAAGUCCCCAGCAUUGGCAGAACAACAACUCUCUUGGGCAUUACGGACAGCAAGCAGGAACCUGGCCGUCACCAGUCGCCAAUGGGGAUGGGGCGACGGGAACGUGGGGAGUUUCGCCCGUCUCUCAGUACCGUCCGAACUCAUCCAGGGGUCCCGAACCGUCACCACAUGCCGGGACCUGGAACGCCCAUGCCGCUGCUGAGAUGGCAGCCGCUCCGGUUCCCGCACCUCACCCUUCACAUCCCUCAAAUAACACUUACUCUCCCGUCUUUGAGUUGCCGGGAGAUCAAAUACAAGCCGUAGAGGCAGACUCGACACCAGUCGGCCAGGCUCAGCCGGUGGUGCAACCGCCUUCGCGUUCAAUACAAUCGACGCCGGCUCAAAUGCAAGCACAACCAGCGCAACCAGCACCAGCACAUCACGGAAUGCCGAGACAGAUCGACGACGCACUUCAAAUAUCGCGAGUAGAAUUACCGCCGCCUCGGUACUCAGGCCCAUCAUCACCGGAUUGGGUCAGCGAGGAUAAGAAGUUUGGCUAGAUCAAACUUGGAG